GUCGAUCUCCUGUUAGUGAUCAUAAUUCUUGUGCUACUCGGCGUCGCCGCGCCUAUCAUCCGUGGAGAUUAUUGCGUUUAAUCUUCGACAACUAAAGCUAAUUUACUUCCGUAAGAAACUGAAGUUUUGUGCCAAGACUCUCUCUGAAAGGAGAUAAUCAUCAAAAGGAAAUUAUCAUCUUGGUCCACAGUACAUGUUUGUUCUUUUAUUAAUGUCACGACAUCAACUGCACAGUUCCGCAUCACUCAAAACGGAAAAACUAUAACGAGAAAGGUGGAUUGGAUCGACAAAAAUGGCUCCUUCAAAAACGACUUGCCAUAUAUACAACGAGAAAGAUCAAGGAGAUGAAUUAGAUCUCAAGAAUCUAGCAGGGAGUACUACGGCUAGGAAUAUUAUCGAUUUACUUCUAGUGAUCAUAAUUCUUGUGUUACUCAGCGUUGCUGCGCCAUUAAUCCGAGGAGAUUACUGUGAAAGAAGUAAUGACGUCAGGAUCACUGGCGACGGAAAUACCUCCAAGUGCUUUGUAAACUCAUCUUGUAUGACAUUGACUGGAAAUAAUCACAGUGGCAGCUGUCAUUGUCAUGUUGGUUUUAAGUGGGAUGGCCAUGUUUGUUCAGAUAUCGAUGAGUGUGCAUCUGGAAACCAUUCAUGCCCAACGAAUAGUAGCUGCAAAAAUAUCUUUGGAUCAUAUAUUUGCGAAUGCUCCCACGGUUACGCGGAAAAACGACAUUGCAUCGACCUAGACGAAUGCAAACUCGAACUUCACGAGUGUGAUAAACAUGCUGACUGCACCAACACCAUGGGCUCGUAUAACUGCACUUGCCAAGCUGGUUUUUAUGGAGACGGACGUUCUUGUAGAAGUAUAUAAGUGAAGUCGAUACUUGCUUAUCCAUUACACCAUAGUACCAUAUACUUUUCUGGUUGAUUACAGAAGGAUCCUACGUGCUAUUUAUUGUAGUAGCCAUUCUGAAUUGAACCCCAGCAGAAACGAACAACAGCAGAAACAGCAACAGAAGAACUUAUAAAGUGAAACUAAUUUGAAAACUUUUAUUAUUUUGCUGUUGCUUGCCAAGUUCAAGUAAGCUAAGUGUGGGUAUGUCAUUUAUAUCGCGUCUUCAAUUAGAUUUAUGUAUGAUUUAAAAUGAUACUUUCGCAUUUAAAGGUACGGACUUGCGAUAAAAUGACAACUGACCGCAAACAUUCUCACUGAAAAAUAGAUCACCUUCAAAUGUCAGUUGAUAGGGAAAACAGGACUUUCAACAGUUUCAAAAAUAUGAUCCUUUUUUAAUUUUGUCAACAUUUGACUUGGCAAAAUAAGGUCCUACCGAGACUUGAACUCGGAUCGCUGGAUUCAGAGUCCAGAGUGCUAACCAUUACACCAUGGGACCACUGGGGCAUUAUCACAUUAAUUACUAUUCUAAGAUGCCACUGUUAGGAUUCUCACUCGGAUUUAAAGUGUUAUCGGAACUGUAUAAACCUCUUCCAUUGUC
Molecule: messenger RNA, 1490 nt
Organism: Stylophora pistillata
Lineage: Eukaryota; Metazoa; Cnidaria; Anthozoa; Scleractinia; Pocilloporidae
Molecular function (GO): calcium ion binding
Source: RefSeq, a predicted model, not a curated record